AUGGCUAACCCCUGGUUGACUUUUUCUCUCGCUUCCCCUCUGGACCCAACGGCUCCGGCCGGCAAUCUUAGCCGUCCUCCUCUCCUCCCCGACCCCCCUGAUCCCGCCAACUUCCCUCCCCUUCCUUCCUCUCGCUCUUACCCCCCAAAACCCUCUGUCUGUCCUUCUUCUACUGCUUCAGUGCCCACUGCAGGUACUGUUCCUCCUUCUUUCUCAACUCAAAAUACUAUUCCGGAUUUGGAGACUCAUACUACCUGUCCUGCUCCAACACCCCUCCCUAUUUCUUUUACUACUCAGCUUCUUGCUGCUUACUCAUCAUCCAUCCUUCCCCUACCAGACCAAAACCCUAGAUCUGACCAAAAACUUAGAUCUUCUUCUACCGACACAAACUCUGCUCCACAAAUCUCCUCCUCCUUCCCAAACUUUGGCAUUCUCCCUAUUCCUAUCACCCCUCCCCUUGCAAGUGUCCCACCUGUUGCCCCCCUUCCUCACCCCUCGCCAUCAAACACCCCUCCAAUCCCUCAAUCCUCUACUUCCUGGGCUUCUAAAGCCAAGGCCAACACUGACAGAACACUAAAAAGACUGUCUCCUCAAACAUUCUCUCCAGAAGGUGUCCCUAGAGUCAUCAUUCCGGAUGUGGUAUAUCGUAGAGGAGCUGAACUCCAUAGGGACUUUGUUGUCUGCAGAUUCUUUGGGAGAGUUCCUGCAUAUAGCCUCAUACAAAAUGUUCUAAACUAUAUGUGGGGGAAAGGCAAACACCUAGAAAUCCACAUGGUCCCCACGAAGAAUUCAGUGCAUGUGAGAAUCCCAAAUGACUUUAUCAGAGAGAAAGUUCUUCUGAAAAGGCUCUAG
This is a messenger RNA of Brassica oleracea var. oleracea, 852 nucleotides long. Its product is annotated as proline-rich receptor-like protein kinase PERK2. The transcript has a single exon. The coding region runs from base 1 to 852 and encodes 283 amino acids. NCBI's taxonomy places the organism in Eukaryota, Viridiplantae, Streptophyta, Magnoliopsida, Brassicales, Brassicaceae. The record is from RefSeq and is a predicted model, not a curated record.